This is a messenger RNA of Dermatophagoides pteronyssinus (European house dust mite), 2119 nucleotides long. It is a transcript of the gene abs, whose product is annotated as ATP-dependent RNA helicase abstrakt. Gene Ontology annotation, molecular function: RNA helicase activity; ATP binding; nucleic acid binding. The record is from RefSeq and is a predicted model, not a curated record. Gene Ontology annotation, biological process: mRNA splicing, via spliceosome. Lineage: Eukaryota; Metazoa; Arthropoda; Arachnida; Sarcoptiformes; Pyroglyphidae.
AUCGAUAGUUGUCGUCGAAACAAUCGAAUCGAAUAUUUCAUCAUCGAUGAUGAUGAAAUGAAGAAUUUUUCUUUUGGUAAACAAAAUGGAUCAAAAACAGAAUCCAUCAUCGACGGAUGAAAAUUUAAAUUCAUCAAAAAAGAGAUAUAGACGUUAUUCGUCGGAUGAAAAAGAUGAUGAUAUUGAAUCUGAUUUGGAUAGUUAUGUUCCAUAUGUACCAUUAAAACAACGACGACAAGCAAAACUUGCUGAAAUUAGUCAUAAAAAAUUACUGAUUGCAGGACAUCCAAAUGAAGAAGAUAAAUCACAAUCAUUACCUGGUUCGGAUGAUGAAUCAUCACAACAUGCAAAUCAAACAAAUGAUGUAGAUGAUUUGGAAAAACUUCGACGUGCUAAACUAAGUUUAUUGGAUCAACAUUCCGAAUUGAAGAAAAAAGCUGAAGCUAAAAAAGAAAAUGAUAUUGAAAAACAGUUGAAAGAAGAGGAAAAAAUAUUGGAAAGUGUAGCCGAAAAGAAAGCUUUGAUGGCUGUAUCCGAAUUGGCCAAAGGAAUUCAAUAUCAAGAUCCGAUUGAAACAUCGUGGAAAGCACCGAAAUAUAUAUUGAAACGAUCGGAAGAAAUGCAUGAAAAAAUUCGACAAAAAUAUCGUAUCACUGUGGAAGGUGAACAAUUACCACCAACAAUAAAAUCAUUCAAAUCGAUGAAAUUUCCAAAAUGUUUACUGAAUAGUUUGAAAAAGCAGAAAAUCAAAAAACCAUCUCCAAUACAGAUGCAAGGAUUACCGGCAGUACUUUCUGGUCGUGAUAUUAUUGGCAUUGCGUUUACUGGUUCAGGAAAAACAUUAGUUUUUGUUUUGCCAAUAAUUAUGUUCUGUUUAGAACAAGAAUAUAAAUUACCAUUUCAACGAAACGAAGGUCCAUAUGGUUUAAUCAUAGUACCAUCAAGAGAAUUGGCUAGACAGAUCUUUGAAAUAAUUGAAUUUUAUAGUCAAAGUAUUGUACAAUUGGAUCGAAAAAUGCCUCGAUUACGUACAUGUCUUUGUAUCGGUGGAUUAUCGAUAAAAGAACAAUUGGAAACAAUCAAUCGUGGUGUACAUAUUAUGGUCGCAACACCUGGUCGUUUGAUUGAUAUGUUGGAGAAAAAAAUGGUCAAUCUAAAUGUUUGCCGUUAUCUUUGUAUGGAUGAAGCUGAUCGUAUGAUCGAUAUGGGUUUUGAAGAAGAUAUACGUACAAUAUUCUCGUAUUUUAAUGGACAACGACAAACACUUUUAUUUUCGGCUACUAUGCCGAAAAAAAUACAGAAUUUUGCACGUAGUGCUUUGGUCAAACCGGUAACCAUUAAUGUUGGAAGAGCUGGUGCCGCAUCUAAAGAUGUUGUACAAGAAGUAGAAUAUGUUAAACCAGAAGCAAAAAUUGUACAUCUUUUAUCAUGUUUGCAGAAAACUGAACCACGUGUAUUGAUUUUUGCCGAAAAAAAACAAGAUGUCGAUGCUAUACAUGAAUAUUUAUUGCUUAAAGGUGUUGAAGCAGUUGCUAUUCAUGGUGGUAAAGAUCAAGAAGAACGAUUACGUGCUGUAAAUGAAUUCAAAAGUGGUGAAAAAGAUGUAUUGGUUGCUACUGAUGUUGCAUCAAAAGGAUUAGAUUUUCCUGAAAUUAAACAUGUUAUUAAUUAUGAUAUGCCUGAUGAUAUUGAAAAUUAUGUACAUCGAAUCGGUCGUACUGGUCGUUAUGGACAGAAAGGUAUUGCAACAACAUUCAUCAACAAAUCAGUUGAUCAAUCCAUACUUUUGGAUCUUAAACAUUUGUUAAUUGAAGCUAAACAAAUAUUACCACCAUUCUUGAUUGCAUUGGAAUCGGAUAGUGAAAAAUAUUUGGAAAUGGGUGAUGAAAAAGGUUGUUCAUAUUGUGGUGGUCUGGGUCAUCGUAUAACUAAUUGUCCGAAAUUGGAAGCCAUCCAAAACAAACAGGCAUCAAGUCUUGGACGUAAAGAUUAUCUUGCAAGUGGUUCGGCCGAUUGGUAAUCGAUCAUUUCCAAAGUUUUUUUUUGUAAAUUUAUUUGAUAUUAUUGUCGAUAGAUGUCACCAAUCAAUUCAUAUUUUCAUAAUUUUAUUUUUCAAAAA